This is a messenger RNA of Arctia plantaginis, 750 nucleotides long. The record is from the annotation of a GenBank genome assembly. NCBI's taxonomy places the organism in Eukaryota, Metazoa, Arthropoda, Insecta, Lepidoptera, Erebidae.
AUGUAUUUUCAGACUCUGUUUGUGAUUUGUUGUGUUGUACUCUCGAAGGCCGAGGAUUACCAGGACUCGUUAAAGAAACUAUGGAAUAAGAAUAGUGAAUCUGUGAUUGAUGUUACUAGUGCUUCUAUUGUCAUUCAGCCUUCAAGGUAUGGAAGGGAAACCAAAGUUCCUUACACGUACCGAGCUUACGCCUUCAAGCCUCGCGCUAUUCCCCUGAAAGAAGAACCUCAAAUGGAAAGAAGUAAUUACUAUACAAAUGAAAUAAAGAAUAAAACUGAUAUACUUUUCCCUGGUAAUUAUUUGCCAAUUGCCAAAGAGAAAAGUGAUGAUUCUGGUGGUCGGUUUCUCGCUAAAGCGAUACCUUUGAUCAGGAGUAAUGAAUACCAGAGGAGAUCUUUGGAUGUUGACGAACCCAUAAUUGAGAAGCCUGAGGGUUUUUCUGAGGUUCCUGCUUCGAGGAGAUCAUUAUCAUAUAUCCUGGGAGUAGACGGCGACGACGAUGAUUACACUGAAUACGAAGAAGAAGAUGUAAAAGAUGAAGAAAGAAAAAAGAAUGGAUUAAAGAAAGUGAAACAGAAAAAACUAAAAAAAUAUAUGCUCCCACUUUUAUUGGCUUAUAAAAUGAAAUAUUUUGCCCUAGUUCCUGUAAUGAUUGCUGGCCUUGUACUGUUGAUUGGUGCAACUGGUUUGGCAGGAUUUUUCUUUGCAUUAUUUGCAGCAGUUAUGGGAUUACAGAAAGGAAGUUAUUAG